GCAAAUGCUCUCUCAAAUUUCAUGGAUCACAUUCAAAUCCUCUCAAAAUUACCAUUUUUCUUUCUUUCUGAAAAGCCCUCUGAAAAAGAAAAAAGAAAAAAAAAAUUUCGCUGUCAACCCCCAAAACCACACCAAUGCUUCUCAUAGUUUCACGAACUGGGUUCACUACACCCCAGCUUCAUACACACUUGUCAAAUACUCUGCAGUCAUCUGAUCGAAUUUCCUUGCAUCAUGGACCAUAGUGUUCAUCCUUUUCUGGUGCAUAGCUAUCUCUUCUCAGUUUCUAUAUUCAAAUUUUGACUUAAUUCUUAUUUGUAUUCAAACUUUCAGCACUUGUAUAUUCUGGACUGAAUAAUGGGUUGCAUACUAUUCUAUGUUUAGCUUAGCAUGCUGGUUUAACAUGGUGUUGGUGGAAGGAUGAGUGGGACAUCGGUCCUUAGCCAAACCCAUCUUUUGUCACUGCCAAAUAAUCCACCUCAAAGCUCUGAAUUGAAUUCAAAGUUCAAUGAUAAGGGAUGGUUGUCUUUGCUUAAGAGAUGCAAGUGCAUGGAAGAGUUUAAGCAAGUUCAUGCCCAAAUUCUAAAAUUGGGCCUUUUCUUGGAUUCUUUCUGUGGUAGCAAUCUUGUUGCCACUUGUGCUCUUUCAAAAUGGGGCAGCAUGGAGUAUGCUUGCUCUAUCUUUAGGCAAAUUGAGGAACCGGGUAGCUUUGAGUACAACACCAUGAUUAGAGGACGUGUCAAUAACAUGAAUCUAGAAGAAACCUUGUUUCUUUAUGUUGAAAUGCUUGAAAGAGGCAUUGAACCUGACAAGUUCACCUACCCGUUUGUAUUCAAGGCAUGUUCUCUAUUAGGUGCUCUCAAGGAAGGAGUGCAAAUUCAUGGCCAUAUUUUUAAGGCUGGUCUUGAUGGUGAUACCUUUGUGCAAAACAGCUUGAUCAGCAUGUAUGGCAAGUGUGGGGCAAUAAAGCAUGCUUAUGCUGUGUUUGAGCAAAUGGAUGAAAGGAGUGUGGCUUCAUGGAGUGCCAUCAUUGGUGCUCAUGCUAGUGUGGAGAUGUGUCAAGAGUGCUUAAUGCUUCUUGGGGACAUGAGCAGUGAGGGGCGGCAUAGGGCUGAGGACGACCAACAAAUACAGUGCCAUUUUUAA
Messenger RNA from Cajanus cajan (pigeon pea), 1143 nucleotides. NCBI's taxonomy places the organism in Eukaryota, Viridiplantae, Streptophyta, Magnoliopsida, Fabales, Fabaceae. The record is from RefSeq and is a predicted model, not a curated record.